Molecule: messenger RNA, 770 nt
Organism: Miniopterus natalensis
Lineage: Eukaryota; Metazoa; Chordata; Mammalia; Chiroptera; Miniopteridae
Gene: TAC3
Product: tachykinin precursor 3
Biological process (GO): positive regulation of blood pressure; tachykinin receptor signaling pathway
Source: RefSeq, a predicted model, not a curated record
CUUUAUCUGGGAGCCAGCCAGAGAUCCUGCCACAUUCCCAGAUCCCCUCCGCUCCCCGCUUCUCUCUUCACAGCACACCAGCAGCACCAGCGUUUGUGGGAAGCGGGGCAGCGAUCCCGGCCAGCUCCCUGAUUCUACUAGACCAUCCGGCUGUAGGCUCAAAGCUGCUCCACAGCACCAUGCAGAGAGCCCUGCUGUUGGCAGCUAUCCUGGCCCUCAGCCUGGCCCUUGGGGGCGUCUGUGAGGAGUCACAGGAGCAGGUGGUGCCCGGUAGGGACCACAGGGAGAAGGUCCCAGAUAUCAACCAGUUGCUCAAGACACUCUCUGAGACCGGAUAUUUCUCUGUGGAUGAUUUGCUCAAAUUUUUGGGCAAGGCUAACAACGCUGCUGAGAAACUGCCACUUUUCCAGAAACGUGACAUGCAUGACUUCUUCGUGGGACUUAUGGGCAAGAGGAACAUCCAGCCAGACACUCCUAUUGAUGUAAAACAACAGAACGUUCCCAGCUUCGGCAGCCCCAAGUAUCCCCGCAAUGUGGAAUGAGACUCCUGGGCAGCAUCACGAAGACACCCUGAUGUGCUCUCCGAAUCCCCAGGUGCAUGCACCCCUAUUUCCCUUUCUCUUCCCAGCCUUGUUAUGUUCCUGUGCUUAGGCUUCUCCCCGCCCCCUCCACCCAGCGCUGAUGUAGAAAGUGCAUAGUGAGCACCCCCAGUUCCAGCCGGCAUGGACUAGAUCCCCCUGGUUUCCUCAAUAAAGGAUUUUUACAUAUGA